CUUUAAUCAUGCAUAGUCCUAGUAAUAUUUAAUAUUCCGUGGCUCAAUCGAAACUCUGUCCUCUUUCAUCUCCUCAAUCUAGAGCACCAGAUCGCUAUCAGCAACGACUCUACCAAGAAUCCACGAUGUCCGCUCUUCACCCUGUGAACCCGCCUGUAGGGCGCUUGGAUUUUGUCAACGCUCAACAAGAGACGACGAUCAUUCUCAAGGAGAAAGUGUUAUCACUCACCGGUGAUGCUUUCGACAUCAAGGUCGAUCCACGGAAUGGACGAGAUCCCUAUCCCGUCUUGAAAGUCGACCCCAGUUUACUCACGAGCAAGAGGGCUUUCUUUGACAUGACGGGCAACCAUCUAUUCGACCUCAAGAAGGAACACCUCCAUCUUGUCCACGAGUACAUGAAGCUCAUCGACGUGAACGGCGAGAAGUUCUGCGAGAUCAAGAAGAACUUGAAAGUCGGCUUCGGGAGCAAGUUCACCAUAACAUUCACGCAGCCGGGCGGUGCAGAGCAGGUUCUUGUGAUGGAAGGGAACUGGCGCGACUCGGUGGCCGAGAUCAAGCGCGAGGGCAGCGGUGAGGUGUGUGCUGUCGUGCACCGCAAGUCCGCCUUCAAGAGUCUGAGCACCUUUUUGUUUGAUCAGAAUACGUACAGCGUCACAGUUGCGCCGGGAGUCGACUACGCCGCUAUUGCCGCGGUGUGUAUCGUCUUUGAUGAGUGGGAGAAUGAUGCGCUGUGAUGUUGGGGUGGAGGUGCAGGCUUUUGGGUUGAUAGCGUGUGUUUAUUGGGCAAGCAGAUGUUUCUGUCUAUUGUCUUUGAUCUUUUCUGCUACAGUAUGGUGAGAAAGUCGGAACUUUGUCUCGCAAUAUUGUAGACAUUGUUCUAGAGACUAGCAGGUCGUUAUCGAGAGUGCUUCGUAUUGAACCAUGCUACAAG
Molecule: messenger RNA, 931 nt
Organism: Cryphonectria parasitica EP155
Lineage: Eukaryota; Fungi; Ascomycota; Sordariomycetes; Diaporthales; Cryphonectriaceae
Exons: 3
Coding region: 126-734 (202 amino acids)
Source: RefSeq, a predicted model, not a curated record